Messenger RNA from Anoplophora glabripennis (Asian longhorned beetle), 1882 nucleotides. Its product is annotated as inositol polyphosphate 5-phosphatase E. Gene Ontology annotation, biological process: phosphatidylinositol dephosphorylation. The transcript has 8 exons. NCBI's taxonomy places the organism in Eukaryota, Metazoa, Arthropoda, Insecta, Coleoptera, Cerambycidae. Gene Ontology annotation, molecular function: phosphatase activity. Bases 189 to 1730 code for a protein of 513 amino acids. The record is from RefSeq and is a predicted model, not a curated record.
AUAACCAAAAGUGUUGUAUGUUAUAUUUAAUUUUUUGCUUUUUCAUUUUAAUUCGUGAGUUUCGAUGCAUUAAUUUCUACAUUAAUUUAAUUUAAUACUUUAUGGGAAAAUGCAGUAACAUAUUUGAAACCUCUGGGAUAAUGUAUGAAAUCACUACAAAAUAAUCAAUAACUAAUCUCUCAAUAACAAUGGAAAACAAAGACAAGAACAAAAGGAAGAGCCUCAGCAGCUACUUGUUGCCAAAUAAGACACCUAACAAGGUAGGGGUUGCCGUUUCAAGAAGUCAAAGUGCAAAAGAUCAAUCUUUAAGGUACCUAACCUCUUCAGAAGCAAAGAGUAACAUUACUAUUUCAAAGAGACCUCUCAGCUUUGAUAUUAAACAUAGGAAUAUGAAUGGUAAAACAGAAUUAUGCAUAUCUCAUAAUUUAAAUAGACGGAACAGUGCUUCUGAAAGUAACAUUGAUGACAUUGCAGAAGAUCUAGAAAGUUCUGAAAAUAAAUUUGAUGAAAAAUCCAUAUCUCAUGAAAGUAUUUUGAAUUUAAGAGAUGCUGAAAAUAGAAUUAGUAAUGUAUAUCUUAUUCCAACAAGUAAAGCAAGACAGAGAAACUUUUUACAGGGAAAAAUCGGAGCCAAUUCGUUAUUAGGUGCAGUAGAACUUGACAGAGUAUGUCCUAAUAGAGAAGUUACCAUAUUUGUCGGUACUUGGAAUAUGAACGGGCACUCACCACCAAAGGAACUAAAUGAUUUUGUCCUACCAGUUGGUGUAGAGCACGUACCAGAUAUAUUAUCUUUUGGUACGCAAGAAUCAUCUUCGGAACGAUACGAGUGGGAAGUUAGUUUACAAGAAACUAUAGGUCCGUCUCAUUUGCUCUUCCAUUCUGCAUCUUUAGGUACAUUGCACUUGUCCACUUUUAUACGACGUGACUUAAUAUGGUACGUAUCUAUCCCUGAGGAUGCUAGUUUGUCUGUGAGGCCGGGAAGUGCUUUCCGAACGAAAGGCGCCGUGGCCACCUGCUUUAUGUUGUUUGGCACCUCAUUUUUAUUUGUAACAGCUCAUCUUACCGCCCACCAAGAAAAAGUUAAGGAGAGAGUUGGAGAUGUUAAAAAAAUUGUGCAUUCCAUGGAUCUGCCAAAAGUUCUGCCUUGUAAAAAUAAAAGCAAAGAUGUUACACAGAACUUCGACUAUGUGUUCUGGUCCGGCGACCUAAACUUCCGACUCUCCACUCCAAGAGCGAAAGUACUAGAAUGGCUGUCCAAAACAAACUUUCCACUACCUCCGCACUUACCUCACGGCUACAUGCACCACGAUCAACUGUGUUCAGUUCUGGCCGAUGGAGCGGCUUUCAAGGGAUUCAGCGAGGCUAAAAUAACUUUCUCCCCUACUUAUAAGUAUGACCCCGGGACUCAAAAUUUUGAUACGUCGUCCAAACAGAGGACUCCGGCUUAUACCGAUAGGAUACUGUAUAAGCAAAAGAGCACGAGGAGGUUGAGCGGGCAGUUGGAAACUCCUCCUUUGAGGUGUUUGGUGUAUGAUUCAGUACCUUCUAUUACUACGUCCGACCAUAAACCGGUGUGGGGUGUUUUCAAGGUGCACCUGCGGCCUGGUUUAGAUACGAUCCCAGUAGCUGCGGGCUUGUUCAACAGAGACGUAUAUUUGGAAGGGCUGAAACGGCGAGCGGCAACUCUGAACAGUGCGAAAGGCGCCACUACAGUUUGUUCCUUGCAAUAACGGAUAUGAUGACCAACGUUCUAGUCCAAUUAUAUUUUUAUUUAUUAACUUUUUAGUAAAUCAUAAUUCCCUUAGAAUUUAAAAACAAAUUUAGUUUAACGGUAGGAUUGGUUUAAGUAAUUUGUACCAAAAUAUAGUUUCACAUUCAAAUA